AUGACUACAAGAUACACCUGCAAGGCCCACUGGGCUCGCCAUCUCGUCCGCGAGAAGCUCUACCAAGAGAUCAACGCUCUCAGAUCCAGACAUGUGGGCUACGCACCUGGACUGCCCAUGCCGGUCCUUGGGGGUCCGCCUUGCACCCACGACGACCUGCCUCCUGAUGACCAGCUCCCGGGUGAUGGACAAGAAGCCAUGACGCUCCAGUCCGCAGAGGCAAAGACUCGGGCAAUCCCAGAGCGCCGUGUCUGCAUCGUCGGCGCCGGCAUUGCCGGGCUCUACAUCUCCAUGAUUCUCGACGACCUCAACAUACCCGGUCUCACCUACGACAUUCUCGAAGCAAACUCCCGGGUUGGCGGCCGCGUCUACACGCACCACUUCAGCAAGAUGCCGCACGAUUACUACGACAUUGGAGCCAUGCGAUACCCCGACAUCCCGUCCAUGCACCGCACGUUCGAUCUGUUCAAGAGGACGAAGAUGCCUCUGAUCCCCUAUUACCUCGAUGGUGGGGAUGCGUGCCCUAGCCUGUUCAACGACAGGCUCCUUGUCCGCGGAGUCAAGGAUCCCUACCACGUCAGCGUACAGAACGGCGGAUCAGUGCCCGACGAUGUUGUCGACAAUGUCACCGAGCUUCUCGAAGGGGCCUUUGGGCCGUACAAGAAAGCUCUCGCGGCAAACUUCGAAAAGGGCUUUCGCAUGCUCGAGACUGUGGACGACUUCAGCACUCGGGAGUACCUGAAGCGAGGAGGCCCGGAUGGAAAAGAGCCGCACUAUGACUUCUUCAGCAUCCAGUGGAUGGAGACUCAGAACACCUCGAGCGGGCUGUUCGACCAGGCCUUCUCCGAGAGCGUCAUCGACUCGUUUGACUUUGACAAUCCCGUCGGGGACGUGAACUGGUUCUGCAUCGAAGGCGGCACUUCGCUGCUGGUAGGUGCCAUCCUGAAGCAGAUGAAGGGAAAGGUGCAGAUCAACAAGCGCGUCGAGGCCAUCACGAUCGACAAGCACGCACAAACCGAGGGCAACGUGGCCGUCAAGUGUGCCGGCGAGCCGUCCCCUCGCGGCGGGUACAGCACCGUCUUCAGCACCACCUCGCUGGGCUGCCUCGCGCGCGUGGACCUGCGCUCGCUGGAGCUCCACCCGUCCCAGAAGGACGCCAUCCGCAGCCUUCACUACGACGACUCGGCCAAGGUGGCGCUCAAGUUCAAGUACCCGUGGUGGAUCGUCGACAGCAAGAUCACGCAGGGCGGCGUGGCGUCGACCGACCUGCCGAUCCGCACCUGCGUCUACCCGUCGUACAACCUCCACGACGGCAGGGACAAGGAGGCCGUCCUCCUCGCCUCGUACACCUGGGCACAGGACGCGACGCGCAUCGGCUCUCUGGUCGGCGGCGCCCAGAACGCCCCUUCCGAGGCUGAGCUCGUGGAACUCAUCCUGCAGGACCUCGCCCGUCUGCACGCCGGCUCCGGCAUGACGUACGACAAGAUCAAGAGCGCGUACACCGGGGUGCACCACGCCUUCUCGUGGACGCACGACCCCUUCACCUCGGGCGCCUUCGCGCUCUUCGGACCGGGCCAGUUCAGCAACCUGUACCCUUACCUGUCUCGGCCGGCCGCGCAGGCCAAGUUCCACAUCGUGGGCGAGGCGUCGAGCGCGCACCACGCGUGGAUCGUGGGGUCGCUGGACAGCGCGUGCGCGGCGGUCUACCGGUUCCUCCGGCGGUUCGAGCUCUGGGAGUACAUGGCCCUGCUCGAGGAGAGAUGGGGCCUACCCGGUGAGGUGGAGAAGGGCAGAAACGGGACGGUCCAUCUGCAGAAUGCGCUGGGCAUGCUCCAGAAGGGCGAGCAUGUCCAGGUCUGA
This is a messenger RNA of Thyridium curvatum, 1860 nucleotides long. RefSeq lists its product as uncharacterized. NCBI's taxonomy places the organism in Eukaryota, Fungi, Ascomycota, Sordariomycetes, Thyridiales, Thyridiaceae. The coding region runs from base 1 to 1860 and encodes 619 amino acids. Gene Ontology annotation, molecular function: polyamine oxidase activity; L-amino-acid oxidase activity. The record is from RefSeq and is a predicted model, not a curated record. The transcript has a single exon. Gene Ontology annotation, biological process: amino acid catabolic process.